AGAAAGGAAGAUUACAGAAAAGAAAAGAUACUUCUCUUCCGGCCAAGAUGAAAGACACACAAGCCAUUCAGGAAAUCUCGGCGGUCCUGCAGAGUGAAGGCCAUGAGCAGGAAGAUAAAAUGGAGAGUCAAGCGCAAAUAGAAGACGCACAUGACGAUCUUCCAAAGAUACAGCGAUCUUUAGUACAUUUUUUUCCAACGUCGACAGAUUCAGAUACCACAACGCUGCCAUGUUCACGGUCACUAUCCAAUGAAAUACCUCUCAGUUACUAUCUGUCUAGCCCUCACGUUAGUGGAGUAACUAUAUCUACAAUUGGACCAAAGCCUGCUCUAGUGAGCCAUUCCCAAUCAGAAAACAACUUGGGAGUCAACAACUUCAAAACUCCAAGGAGGCACCCUCCGCCAGUCCUUGCUUCUGAGCCAGCUAUGAUGGGGGAAGGGGAGGAUUACUUCCUGUCUUUGUUUGGUGAUUCGAAGAAACUUGUCAUGCAUUCAUUCCACACAGAGAAAACUUGGAAGCACUUUUCUGUGAUCCUUGAAGAAGUGGGCCAAUCUAGAUCCAGUGCUCUUGGAGACAUUAAAAUAGCUGAAGUGAAUGUCAAGGGUUUAUUCGUGAAGCUCAUUAACUCUUCUCCUGACAAAGAACUGGAAAUUGGAAAUCACAUUCUCCAACAAAAUGUGGAUGGAAAAACAGUCUCUCUAUACCGAUUCCUUCCCAACACCAUAAUGCAGGCCAAUUCCGCAGUAACAGUCUGGGCAGCAGCAUCUGAAGCAAAGCAUCUGCUGCCAUCAGAUUUUCUUUGGAAGGAACAAAACAGGUUUAGGACAAGCCCAAAUUGCACAACAAUCCUGUGCAAACCUAAUGGUGAAGCUGUUGCUUGGUACACUCCUGUUCACUGGAAGCAAGCUUGGGAGAAAUUAGAGACUGACAUUGAAUUUGACAGAUGCUCAGUAAUAAGUCCAACAUCUCGAAGGCACAUGUUUCAUUGGCCAGCAGCUACAACUACAACUAAAGAAGAACAUGAUCAAUCCAAGAAAGAUACCUCAAAAUAUCAGGUGGAACAAAUUCAAGCUUCUCUUACCAGAGAAAAAGAAAUCCCACCAACCCUUUUCCCCAAUCGCAGCCCUUGGUGCCACAGUCCUAAUGUCCCUGCACAUCCCUACUGUCCGCUGACUGAUGCUCACAACACCUACAUGGCUGAACGCAGCUUAGACAGACAGCCCAGGUCUCAGUCAGCCAGGCCUGAUCCAGCCAGAGAUCAAGAAAACACAGGAUGUGUGAGUUACGAAAGCAAUAGGCAGUCAGUGCAACUUCUUAAAGGACAAUAAUAUCCACAUCUAGAGAACACAGGAUGCCUGACGUGACGCAGCCUGCCUUCCACCCAGGAGAAGACGCCAGUAGCAAGCGAGAACAUGGUUUCCCUUACAAAAGAUAAUUCCUCAGGACUUUCCUGUAACCAUUUCCUAAAGAAGGAGAUAGAGUUUGUGGACAAGUUAAAACAUUUGCCUUCUAGGCUGUUAUGAAGAAAAACAUUGGUCAAAAGUAAAACCAUCACAGUUUUCAUUUUAUGCACAUGAAGUUUCCCAAUCACUCAUUUCAGUCUUUUAUAGCCUGCCCAGCUGUUAGGUCUACAAUUUCUGCCAUUUCUGCAGAUGCAUUUUCCAAAAGCACAUAUUUCAGGAAUUUUGAAUCUUGUGGUCUGUCUGAUUCUCUACACUUGGAAUCUGUCUCCUGAAAUCAUGUGUUAAUCUGGAAUGACUGGAAGUAAGAGAUGAAGUUUCUAUGGAGUAACUAGUUGGGAGUUUUUAAACUUGCCUACACGUAACUCAAAUUCAGCCAAAAUAAUCUCUUCCACCUUGUGAUACUAGGUACAAAAUCCCAUGGAUAGGAAAUGCCAAGACUGUUUUAAUUAAAUAAUCUGA
Hippopotamus amphibius kiboko is the source of this 1922-nucleotide messenger RNA. It is a transcript of the gene LMNTD1, whose product is annotated as lamin tail domain containing 1. The record is from RefSeq and is a predicted model, not a curated record. The transcript has 10 exons. Bases 48 to 1328 code for a protein of 426 amino acids. Lineage: Eukaryota; Metazoa; Chordata; Mammalia; Artiodactyla; Hippopotamidae. Gene Ontology annotation, cellular component: nuclear envelope; cytoplasm.